AUGGCGGAGACUGGGCAAAUAAAGCUUUAUGGGGAUCAUCCUACCCUAACAGAAACAGCACUUGCAAGAGCUAGGAGAAAUGUAUUCAAAGAAGAAAGGUAAUCGCAAAAUAGACUUUAGAAAGCUUUACUGUGUAACCUGAAUCACGUAGUUGAAUUAUGAUGCAUAUUUUCCGAUUAAUAUUCUUUUAAUCGUCUUUACUUAACUUCUUAUUUUUCCUCAAAAAUGUGGAAUAACAGCCUGUAGGAACUAUGAUCUGAAGAUCACCCUGCAACGAAAAGACAGCCUAGAUCUUAAAAACAUAAAUACCAAAUGCAUGAAUCAACUACUGAUUCUGCCCAGCCAUCUAUGAUUGACAUCCAGUAUUUGUAUGGACAAACGAUAAAAAAGGCAUACCACUUUGUUUCUCCAGUUUGAGAAAAUGAUGGUAAUCGUUUAAUUUAUACUUUGUCUUAUAUUUUCAUUUGCCGAAAAAUGGCUAGUUAAUUGGUUACAAAGACUGCUGAGAUCCUUAAUGCUAAAUCUUUUGUCACUUUUUCUGUGUGACAAAGUGUACGAGACACCUGGGUCUGUAGAGAUUAAGCACAGAUUGAUUACACCGUAUUGAGACAAAAGAAACUAGUCCUAACAAGUACAGAAGGGAGGAAAAAUUAAAUUUCGGGACACAGCACCUUGAUUAACUUAUCAUCUUAAUGGACAGUGUAAUGGGAGUUGAAUUUAUAUAGUAUCUGAAACUUUUAUUUUUUUCAUCAUCAGCAUAACACAAUGGAACGUUUAUUUAUUUAUAGUCAAGAGUACAGAGGGAUUUUAGAAUUAUCCUAAGAAGGCGCUGGCUUAGACAGAACGCGUUCCAAGCACACGCUGCAUUCUAUCUCUUGGCUGCGCCUCAAUGCUUCAAGGUGUUUGCUAUUUUGUUGGCACAUUCUCAUGUGUUCCUCUCUUUCAUCUGGACGAUAUGUAACACAAAUCGCCAUGAAUGUGAGGACACUUGUCACCAUGGGGACAGUAACCAGCAGCUGCAAAUGAGCAUAUGGGCUUUUCCGUUGGAUCAACAGCCACAAUAUGGGCUCUAUUCUCAUUUCUUGAAAAACUAGAUGUUUGGGCUUCUAGGGCCCAAACUGGUUUCAUAACAGAGGUAAGAGAUCUGCUGGAUGAAGCAGUGCCUGAAAGGUGAUUCUGUGUGGCAGCUGGCUCUUUACCCAGAGGAGUCCCAUUCGGUGACAAUGAAACAGGAGCCUGAUGAGAGGCUUUAACAUGGUCAUAUCUGCAUCUACUAUCAUAGGAGCAAAAGUACCUUUUUGAUCAAAAGUGCAAAUCUGAGAAGGAAAAAAAAAAAGAAGAAGAAAUUGCUACCAUAAGAUUGAUCAUUAAUUCCACCAAAGAGAAAAUAACAAACACGGGCAAGACAGCAAGCAGAUUGAUUUUUCUAUUUUCCUGUCCGGCGUUGACCAAAUGA
Molecule: messenger RNA, 1456 nt
Organism: Spirodela intermedia
Lineage: Eukaryota; Viridiplantae; Streptophyta; Magnoliopsida; Alismatales; Araceae
Source: the annotation of a GenBank genome assembly